Messenger RNA from Syngnathoides biaculeatus (alligator pipefish), 2486 nucleotides. Its product is annotated as cyclic nucleotide-gated channel cone photoreceptor subunit alpha-like. Gene Ontology annotation, molecular function: intracellularly cGMP-activated cation channel activity; cGMP binding; intracellularly cAMP-activated cation channel activity. Gene Ontology annotation, cellular component: plasma membrane; intracellular cyclic nucleotide activated cation channel complex. The transcript is spliced from 8 exons. The record is from RefSeq and is a predicted model, not a curated record. The coding region runs from base 272 to 2374 and encodes 700 amino acids. NCBI's taxonomy places the organism in Eukaryota, Metazoa, Chordata, Actinopteri, Syngnathiformes, Syngnathidae. Gene Ontology annotation, biological process: monoatomic cation transmembrane transport.
GCAGGCUGAGCCGCUCCUCUUCAUCCUCCGCCUCCUCCUCUUCCUGCCCGUCAGUCCGUCGUCCGUGUCCAGACGGCGCGGACGCUCGUGGUCGCAGGAGCCAGCCAUGGGGGAAUAUUGGUCGGGCUAAUUCAUAUUUGCCGUGCGCGUGAGAGGUGACGACGGCGCUUCGAGGAAGGACGAUGGACCCGCGCGGCGGUGGCCCCCGAGACGUCGCUUGUUGCGCGGUGGGCUUGUGCGCGUGACCAGGUGCAGGGCCCGACACAACACCAUGGCGAAGGUCAACAGCGAAAUCUCCUACUUGACCAGAUGCCGCCUGUCCAGUCGCCCGUCCGACGAGGAGCUGGCUGUCAUCGAAAAUGCAGACAGCAGUCACGAUUCCGAGAGGGCGCUGUCUUCCAAGUCCAGCAGAACUCUUUUCACGGGUCCAGGAAUAAUGGCCAGGCUCUCUUACUUCUUCUACAUGCUGCGCAACUGGGCCUUCAACAGGAUGAACCCCGAGGUAGCGGUGAGGCACGACUCCUUCCUGGAGCGCUUCCGGGGCCCAGAGCUCAAGGAGGUCUGCAGACGUGAGAGCGACGGCCAGUCCACGGGCCGCAACAGCGGACUCCGUAGAAAAAACAAAAAGGAAGAUGAGAUUAAAAAGACAAAGGAUGAGAAGGACGAAAAAAAGGAUGAGAAGAAAGACGUGAAGGAUGAGAAAAAGGAUGAGAAGAAGGAUGACAAAAAGGAUGAAAAGAAAGAUGAGAAAAAGAAAGAGGAGCCCCCAAAGGAGGUUUGGAUCAUGGACCCGGCUGUAGACAUGUACUACAGGUGGCUCACGGUCAUCGCUGGUCCGGUGUUUUACAAUCUGAUCAUGAUUGUCACCAGGGCCUGCUUCAAUGAACUUCAGGACCGCUUCACUAAACUUUGGAUCUUCUUGGACUACACCUCGGACCUCAUCUACUACACAGACACGUUUGUCAGGUCGAGAACAGGGUACCUGGAGCAAGGCCUGCUGGUGAAGGACGCUAAGAAGCUGAGAGCUAAAUACAGGACCACGUCGCAGUUCAAAUAUGACAUAAUUUCCAUGAUCCCCACUGAUCUGCUCUUCCUGAAAUAUGGAUUCAACAAUCCCGAGUUCCGCUUCAACCGCCUCUGCAAGAUCUCCAGGCUGUUCGAGUUCUUCGAGAGGACCGAGACCAGGACCAGCUUCCCCAACAUGUUUCGCAUCAGCAAUCUGGUUCUCUACAUCCUGGUCAUCAUCCACUGGAACGCCUGCAUGUUCUUCGCCAUUUCCAAGACCAUCGGUUUCGGCUCAGACACUUGGGUAUACCCAAAUAUCAGCCACCCGGAGCAUGGACGCUUGGCCAGGAAGUACAUCUACUCCCUCUACUGGUCCACGCUAACCCUCACCACCAUCGGAGAGACGCCUCCGCCGGUGAAAGAUGUGGAGUACCUUUUUGUCAUCGCCGAUUUCCUCACCGGCGUGCUCAUCUUCGCUAGUAUCGUCGGUAAUGUCGGCGCCAUGAUCUCCAACAUGAAUGCUUCCCGUGCCGAAUUCCAGGCCAAGAUCGACUCCAUUAAGCAGUACAUGCAGUUCCGUAAAGUCACCAAAGACCUGGAGGCCCGGGUGAUCAAAUGGUUCGACUACCUGUGGACAGAGAAGAAGACCUGCGAUGAGAAGGAGGUUCUGAAGAACCUGCCGGACAAGCUCAAGGCCGAGAUCGCCAUCAACGUCCAUCUUGACACGCUGAAGAAAGUCCGCAUCUUCCAGGAUUGCGAGGCGGGACUGCUUAUCGAGCUCGUGCUCAAGCUGGAGCCUCAAGUCUUCAGUCCCGGGGACUACAUCUGCAAGAAAGGCGACAUCGGCCGGGAGAUGUACAUCAUCAAGGAGGGGAAGCUGGCGGUGGUGGCCGACGACGGCGUCACUCAGUUCGUGGUCCUCAGCGACGGUGCAUACUUUGGAGAAAUUAGCAUCCUCGGUAUCAAGGGCAGCAAGGCUGGGAACCGAAGAACUGCCAACAUACGAAGCGUGGGCUACUCAGACCUCUUCGCCCUCUCCAAGGACGACCUGAUGGAGGCCCUCACAGAGUACCCCGAAGCGAAGAAGGCUCUAGAGGAGAAGGGCAAGGCCAUCCUGAUGAAGGACAACCUAAUCGACGAGGCGGUGGCUAACGCCGGAGCUGACCCCAAGGACCUGGAGGAGAAGCUGACCAGGCUGCAGGACAAUUUGGAUGCCAUGCAGACCAAGUUCGCCAAGCUCCUGGCCGAGUUCACCUCCAGCCAGACGCGCAUGAAGCAACGCGUCAGCCAAAUGGAGGCCCAGGUGAAGGCCGUCAAACCCGAGGACCUUUCAGAAGUGGUGGCCGACAAGGACAAGAAGGUUCAGUGAAGAAAGAUUUUACUGGGACGGAAGAACUUUCUCACUUCAAAGUUUAAACCUCGUUUUUAUCUAUUUAUACAUCUGUCAGGUUCUGUACGGAGAAUCUGUGUGAAUGCCAUGA